CGAGGAACAUUGAAUGCAACAUUAUUUCCUGUUCAAAGGAUAUAUCGUCAGUGCAAGCCAAAGGCAGUUUAAUGUAUUUUAUGUUCAGGUAUUUCCUUGACACUCAGUUUGAUACUUGUUUCCUGAGCUAUGGCACAAUAGAAAGCUUUUCAGCAUGUUUUGGGAAUAUUUCGACGCGGCCCGACGACUCGGAAAUUCAGUGGGCUGUACGAGCGAGUGAGAGACAUGGACAACUCUGUCACCCUGUGGCAGUUCCUUCUCCAGCUCCUUUUGGAUUCCAGUAAUGAGCAGCUGAUCUGCUGGACCAAUGAGGAAGGAGAGUUUAAACUGCUGCAGGCCGAAGAGGUGGCCCGGCUGUGGGGAGCCCGCAAGAACAAGCCCAAUAUGAACUAUGACAAACUCAGCAGGGCUCUCAGAUACUACUACGACAAGAACAUCAUAAAGAAGGUUAAUGGUCAGAAGUUUGUCUAUCGCUUUGUGUCCUAUCCUGACAUCCUGAAAGGAGAUGUUGCCACCCGAACGGAGGGCAUGGAUGUGGGUGCUGGGGGCAUCCCUCAUCUUUUAAAGAGGGGAGACAGCACCCUACAGGAGGGUGAGCCUGGUGACCGCAGUAGCACAGCAGCUCUGGGCUCCAGCAUCAAGCAAUCAAAUCGUAAUGACUACAUUCACUCUGGCCUGUACACCUCCUUCACCCUCAACUCGCUGCAAAAUGGACGCCAGCUCUUUAAGUCCAUCAAAAUAGAGAACCCAGCAGAGAAGUUGGCUGACAAGAGAAGCCUCACUGCCACAGCCCAGAGCCAGGAGCAGUCGCCUCAGCCACAGCAGCCAACUGCUCUACCAUCCGUCAUCAAAUUUGGAAACACCCCUCCAAAGCUAGCACCAGCACUGUCGGCUCAGGUUGCCAUAGAGCCAACCCUGAUGUCCACCCACUUGGAUCCUCUGCAAGCUUCAAUCUUGAGGGGCGAAGACAUCAGCACACACUCCUCUCUGCCGUCCCAGUCCGUCUACUCACUUGAAUACAUCCGCCCAUCAUCAUCAACGUUCAGCCUACCAGAACUGACCUCGGCCAGCCCAUCCCCAAGCCUAGUGCCUGACUCAUCCCAGGAGCUGGUGAUUGACAGCGACAUCGAGUCCGGAUCUUCUCAACCCACAGACGCUCAGGCACAAGAGAAGGUGGACAGUGGCAUGGGCUUGUCUGGAGAUGAGACCAGUUUUGUGGACGCUGAAACCAGUUCAUUUUCACUGAGCAGCAGCACCACAAUCAGCACUCUGAGCUCAUUAAAGACACGCAAGCCACCGAAGAUCCUGCAGAUCAGCCCGCCAACUCUGCUAGUUACCGCCUCUGACUUCUCCCCCAUGAAUCUCUGCAGCCCCUCUCUACCUACUGCCUCUCUUACACCAGCAAUGCUUCAGACUCCCACUCUGUUGCUGACUCCCAGUCCUCUGCUGUCCAACAUCCACUUCUGGAGCACGCUCAGUCCGGUCGCUCCCCUCAGCCCAGCCACACGACGCCAGGGAGCCCACCUGUUCCAAUUUCCGUCGGUCUUCACCCCUCAGUUCCAGAUCCCUAUACAUAGUAUGGAUGGGACCAACACGCCCGGCCCCAUUUCCCCGGACCCUCAGAAGACAUAGGAUUAACCCCCUACAGUAUCACAACAUUGGACCCAGACAGCCAGACACCUUACCUCCCAAUGCUCCAUCUCCUGCUCUCAUAUCCAGGACAAUUAUGUGGGAGCCCAGUCAUGGCCAUUCCUCAUCACUCUAGUGCUUUAAAGUUCACUGCCGCAGGAUUCACACUACAAACAGGUGUGUGGAGGGAGGAUCUGGAGAGAUGUUGAUGCAUGACGGUAACACGUUCAGUUUGUUUUAAAACAUUUACACCCUGAGGAUGCUAUCCUGUACUCCUACACACUGAUUCCAUUGUUCCUUUUGCACAUAUGGAUCUAUUUUGUCUGGCUUUUUGGGAUCCUCAGUCACAACCGUUUGAAGGAGGGAGGAAUUUCCAUGGCAACAGUUUGUGCAAGUUUAUUGGACCCUCAGCAGCGACAAUCUGCUUCAUACUUGGACACACAGACCAGUGGAAUUGCAGAUAUCUGAAUCGUUCCUUUUAUAGAAUUCCCUUCUUAACUUGUGCAAAGGUGUUACUGCCAAAAAAUACACAUGUUCUGUUGUUAGUUUCUAACCUGUUUUCUCCUCUGCUGACAAUGCUUCUGUUCCUUGUUGUGCUCUGUUCUUAACUUUGACUCUUGUUGAAGGGCAGAGCUUUGACCUGAUAAUGUGCAUGUUUACCUGCAACUCUUUUAUCUUUUACCUAGCUCUCAACCUGGCCUCACCUGCCCGAGUGUGGACUGUUUGCUGCUCUGAAAUGCUGGCUAACUUUAGCCAUAUCUAACAGGACUUUUCCCUUGACUUUCUUAUUGUGACACAUGGCCAUAAUCUGAACUGAACCUUUGAUCAUGCCUCUCUGUAACUGUUCUAAUGUGUAUGUAUACAGGAGAAAUGCCCUGAAAGCCAGUGUGGCCUGGUGUACCUCCAGACAGUAAGCUUUCAGGUGGGAUUGAAAGAAAGUGAAGCCAUAACCCUUUUGUGUGCAUGGACUCUGCAAGCAACAACACACAAAUCCUGUAUUUAUUACUGCUCUGAUGUUGCCUUUUUAAAUGUACUCUACAACGGCAGCCAUCAUGUUAGAGAUACCUACUUCAAACGUCAAAUAGGGCUGGGCGAUAUGGAGAAAAUCUAAUAUCACAAUAUUUUCGACCAAUUAUAAUAAGAAUUGUGAUAUUGGUGCUUUCACAAAAUAUUUACACAAUGACAUUUUUGAUAAUUAAUGAUCGGUAAUGUGGAUAAAAUGACAAGUGGUAAAUUCAGAAAAGUAAAAUACUGUAAUGCAGCCUUUAAAGACAACACUACCAUAAUACGAUAUCCAAAAUCUAAACGAUAUCUGGUCUGAUAUUACAAUAUCCAUAUAUGGCCCAGCCCUAAAGUUAAUUUAACGUUUUGUGGGUGGUUAUGUGCUUGACUAUUUCCUGGCUGGGAGCAGUGACCUUCUGGAGUCUGGUUGUCUGGCAACCGCUCCUGGCCGAAAAAUAGUUUCAGGACAGCCGAAAACACACUUCUUUACACUUUACGAGAUAUAACAACCUCCAGUAAGCUAAGUUAAUAUAACCAGCUGCUGGCUCCAGAUACGUAGAAAAAGGUAUUAAUCUUCUCUGUUAACUUUUGGCAAGUGUCUUUCCCAAAAUGUCAAACUAUUAGUUAAAGAAGUAUUUGAAAUAAAGCCAGAAGAGAUUGUUCUUCAGAAAGCAGACUCUCUCCAGACCUUGAAACCUUGUUGGUCAUCCACAGCUCUGUUCUCUUGGCUGUAAAUGAAUAGGCUCUGAUUAAUGUUGCUUGCUAUAGUUAUUUUAUCUUAGACUGAACCUCCAAACUUAGUGGCUAGACUCUUAACAGUCUUCGCUCAACCUUUGCCAAGCCUUAGCUAAGCCUUAGCCACCUGAAAUACAGUACCUGUCAAAAGUAUGGACACACAUUCUCAUUCAAUGUGAACGAGAAUGUCCAAACUUUUGACGGGUACUGUACAUCACCUUUUAAUCCUGAGGACUGUAACAAACCUUCCUUGCCCUUAAACCCCUCCUCUAGAUAAUCAGCCAUGAAAAGGUUUACACCUGUUUUGUAAAUGACUUUGAAGCCAUAAUGUGACAGACUCGAGGUAGAUCCCACAUUUCUAUGCUAAUAAUUGUGGAAAAUGUAUAUCGCACUUGUUUACAUGAUACUUGGAUAGAACACGCUUAAGUGUUUCUUUACCGAAGUGUCCCUUUCUAACCCAGGGAUGGAUGACCAGCGAAUCUUGUAGGUCUCAUGCUCAUUUUUACUCAACUAACAGACAAUUGCUCCCUCAGCCUGCAGUCCGUCACAUUGAUAUACGGUGCCUUACCACAGCCAAGCCCAAGUUAAGCUCCCAACUGUGGAUGGAGUUCUAUCAUUUAAAACUUAGUUUACAGCUAACAGUACACGACAGCGUUCCUGUUUGUUUUUAUGCCAUAUCUUUGCGUAGACCAAACCAGAGCCCCAGAAGUUUAGAGUAAAACUUCACAGGGAUGUUUUGUGUAUGAGAACACUGCAGCUCGUGUGGUCCACAGCUUCUGUAUCGCAGGACCUUCAAUGUGCAAUGUGUUCUUCUCGGGAUGCAUAGAUGUACAUACAGACUGCAACAUGGGUUAUUAUGCAGAGCAUGUAAAUCUAAUCAUGCCAUGUCUCUUUCCAACCUGCUUAUACAUAUAUGUGUUAACAAAUUUAGA
Molecule: messenger RNA, 4298 nt
Organism: Cottoperca gobio
Lineage: Eukaryota; Metazoa; Chordata; Actinopteri; Perciformes; Bovichtidae
Gene: elk4
Product: ETS transcription factor ELK4
Exons: 6
Coding region: 226-1632 (468 amino acids)
Biological process (GO): cell differentiation; regulation of transcription by RNA polymerase II
Cellular component (GO): nucleus
Molecular function (GO): DNA-binding transcription factor activity, RNA polymerase II-specific; sequence-specific DNA binding
Source: RefSeq, a predicted model, not a curated record